AUUCGUAUUGUUAUGCUAAAUUGUGUAGCAUAUUUCAGUUAUUAACAAAAUAUAAUUUUCAGAUAAACUUACCGAAGAAAAUAUGGCGGCACAACAGCCACAACCUAGGAGAAAAAGGUUCAUACCUAAAUAUGACGUAGAGGGAGUUCAUAAAGUAGUACUGGGUGAGGAAACUCAAAUGCAAAUCGAGAUACUCAUAGGCACACAUGUUAACGCCCAGUACCCAUGGAAACUAGUCAGCAAAGCUAAGAUCAUGGAAACUAUAGAUAUUGGACAUGAACUAUCAGAAUUCUUCCAUUUAAUGCCACAAUUACAAGCAUAUGACGAUGAUAUGGUGUUAAUGGGUUACAUUGUGGACGAAUCCAAAGAUGUCGAUGAGUUCUACAUCUGUUUAACUAAAGAAUCCAGAGACCACUGCAAACAACAAUCGGAUAGAUAUAUAAAGAGACAGGAGAAGAAGUUAGAAAAAGCAGUGCAGAAGAAACCCAGACCAUGGAAGAGUUUUGGUAGUGAAAAAGAAAUCAAAGAACUUACUCCAGUAAAUUCUAGACCGUUAAUGGAAAUGGAAAUAAAAGCUAAGUUUCCAACUGUUUACCAGCCAAAGAAAUUCAUUGUUAGGGACACAGAUUCGGUUAGAGAUGGACACAUCGAACUUACACCGUAUAGACAAAAGUUUAACGUUGUCUUCAGGCGUAGAAUCGAUACCGCUGCACAAGCUGCUCCACCAAAACGUGAUAAUUACGCUCAAACCGUGCUGAGAUAUCCUCAAAAUAUGUGGACUCAAUCGAUUGCUGAUGCUCUUGGAUCGGUUGAUGAUGCAGAAGAUGGUGGUGGUGGGGGUGGUGAUGCUGAUCAGGCUGCAAAAGUAGAAAAAGAAGAAGAAGAGAGUUCCGAAGAGGAAGGGGAGGGAACUAAAGAGGCACCAGACGAGGUGGGUCUAGCUGCGUAUAGAGCCGCAUUACAACGCAUGCGCCGUCCCUCAUACAUUAAAAUGAUUAACACUUUUAUAUCAUCGAUUUGCGACGAGGUAACGUCAAUAAUAGAAUUAAAUACUGUUAUGGAUAUGUACUGCAAUGAUUAUCCCAAUUUAGUUGCGCAAAAAACAGUAGAUAUUUACGAUUCUAUGACAUUCGAAGAAUACGUUUGCUUCACAGAUGUGCGCGCUAAAGAUAAGUAUGUAUCUAGUGCUGUCUUUCAUCCUAUGUGGACAGGUAUUGUUGCUAUUUGCUAUGCCGAUGGAUCACCAUCUGUUAUGAAAACUUUGACCACUCGCCCAGAUCCAAUUCAAAGAGCUGUCUACGGUCUCAAUCCUGUUAUGAUUUGGAGCCACAUCGAUAGUCUAUUGCCCAAAUUAUACUUAGAGUCACCUCGUGAGGUUAAAGUUCUUUCGUUUUGUCCUUUUGAUGAGAACAUUCUCGUAGGUGGUUGCGUGAAUGGACAAAUAGUAGUUUGGGAUCUCACAAAUAAGUUGGAAAACGUUGAGAAGAUAGAAGUAUUAAGUGAGACCAGGGAAAAAUAUCGUAUCGCAAUGAAUGCGCACAUGGGUUGGAUGAAAACUGUUGAGGAUAGUGCUGUGGUUCAAUCCACAGCAUUGAGUAACUUACUAACGUGUCAUUAUGGCCCUGUUACUGCUAUUAAAUGGCUCUCUCCUAAUUUCACGAUAUCAACUACCGGCAAGACUACGUUGUUACCUAAAGACCAGAAAUCCUUAAUGUUCUUUACUGGUGCCGAAGACGGGAAUAUUUUGAUAUGGAAUUUAUCCGUUGAGAACGUUACUUUAUUCGAGACUAAAAAAGUAAAAAAAUCUAAAAGAGUAGCCAAACGGCCUUCUGGGUUGUUAGUUGACGUUUCUCCUUAUAAAAUUCUAGACCGAAACCUGCAGCCUAUUUACAAAAUUAUUUUAGGUGUCGCCGGUCAGCCUGAAACGUUGACUUUACAAAGUUUCGGAAUGAAUCCUCCAACAGUCAAAUACAUAUACACGCCAAGAAAUACAGGCUCGGGUCGAAAGUAUUUCACUAGUGAAGUAAUUCCACAAACAGAAUCUGAUAUUAACACCAUACUGUAUUGUGGAUCACAGCAUGGUGAAAUAAGAAGGAUCACUUGGGAAGGACACGAAUUCAAUACAGGUGAGGUGGUGAAUUCCGAAUAUUGUACAAUGAAGUUUAGUUGUAGUAUACAUGAUGGUAUUGUGACGUGUACACAGAAAAAUCCUUUUUUGAACCAUCUAACGUUGACUGUAGGAGGAAAAAUAUUUGCCAUAUGGGCUGAUAAAUUGAUGAACCGUCCCCUUAUUUGGAAGAAGCGUCCGUACCGGCUCACUGAUGCUAGAUGGUCACUUUAUAAACCUAGUUUGCUGUUCAUAUCUACUUCCGAAGGCGAUUUGGAGACAUGGGAUUUAUUGUUGAGAAGCGACCUACCUAUAUCAAUUCAAACACUUUCGGGAAAUAUGCUUACUGGAGUCAGUUUACAUACCUUGCCAUUAGCCAAGAAUAUUAUUGGUGUAAGUGAUGUCAAUGGAUCAUUCAGAAUGUUUCUAGACCCACCAAUAUUUAUGAUAGAGAACGCAACAUAUAAGACACGUAUGGAAAAUAUGAUUAAUAGGGAAUUAAAGGUUAUGUUAACGUUCAAAGCAUGGCAAGACGAAUGGAUGAAGAAUAAUGCUCAAAUACUUCUAGAAAUGAAACGAAAGGAAGGGGCUCUCUUAGCUGAGAAAGAGGAAGAAAAACGUAGGUUAAAGGAAGAAGAAGAAAAAAGAUUAGAGGAAGAAGCUGAAGCAAGAAGACUAGCGAAAAUGAAAGUUGUGGGUCCAGAAGAAAGGUGGAAAAAGAUAGUACAGAAACUAAUUGAAAGAACUAUUGCAGUUAAAAAAAGAAUAAACAGAGCCGAACUUAUAGAGCACGAAAAACCUUUGCGGGAAUUAGAAGCUCAACGUCUGGAGAAAGAAAGAAGAAUGUUGGAGAUAAUGAAGAACCAAAAAACAAUUUUUAAUGAUACUGUGGCAAUUCUUUUCCCAGAGGCCAUUAAAAAGAAAGAAAAAGUCAAGAAGAGUCUCCUCUGUGAUGACAAGGAAGGCCUUAAACGCGAGUAUUUAGAAGACUAUGACUAUUUGAAGAAUACAUCUUUUAAAAUUGUUAAAGAAAAUCCGUACAGAGUUGCAUUUUCUUGGGAAGGUACGUUAGCUGAAGGUAAGGAAAGAAGAGAGGCGUUAAGUGCUCAUGAGGAUUUUAUUAAAAUGCACAAAGCAAGGAUUGAGGAGGAGGGUAGAGAGGGGCCAUCGCCUCUACCUACAAGAAAGUCUGCACGGCAGAGUGUCGUAGAGGAAAUUGAAGAACAUGUAGAAGAAGAAGAAGUUAAUUUGGAGUAGUCCACAUUGUCAAUAUUGCGGAUUAAAUUUCACGAAUAAGAGCACCAAUAAUGGAGUAUAGAAUCAAAGGCUGUAAUUUGCAUUUGGUUCGAUCUUUGACGUUCAUUUUUUUGGUGUAUAACCUGUUGUUAUUAAUAAAGCACUUGAUGAAACUUAGAUAAAUAUAUUCAAAGAGAUAAAAAGGUAUUGUACGUUAAAACAGUCAGAGACAAGAGAGAUAUAGAGAGGGGACUUAAAAACUAGUGAUGUACGCUGACCGGUGAGCUGUCUAUGGGUCACUGAUAUUUGCGUUUACUCCAACAGUUUAUUCCAAACUGACAUUUGGAUGCUUUUUAAUAUUCAAAAUAUAUUUCUUUAGCAUGGACAAUAAGGUAGCCACAAAAGAUAACCAUCUUUUUGUGUUGGUUAAACGACGUCAAAAAUCAUUCUAAAUUUAAAUUGCUGCCUUUGACUCAGUCAUGCGAAACAGAUAAACCAAAAAUGAUCAUUUGUGGAAAUGUUCUACUAAUCAGCAAAUUAUAGAGGGGAGAAUAUUUUCUUUUUUCCGGCUUGUCUUUACCUACUGUCAUCUAAUUUAGGGGAAACGUAACCAAAAUAAACCAAAACGGUGUAAAUGUCUAUAUAAACGUAUUAUUGUCGUGGCGUUUUAUUAUAUUUCCCAUUUUAGAGGUCCCGGUGCAUUACUAAUGUUCCGUGAAAUUUAAUAAUUUAUUAUUUUUAUUAAUUUCCUUUUAACGUAUUGCCUUAGUAUUUUCUUUUACGAUAAUAUAGUAUUUAUGUAUC
Manduca sexta (tobacco hornworm) is the source of this 4147-nucleotide messenger RNA. It is a transcript of the gene mmm, whose product is annotated as dynein intermediate chain 3, axonemal. The record is from RefSeq and is a predicted model, not a curated record. The coding region runs from base 83 to 3364 and encodes 1093 amino acids. Gene Ontology annotation, cellular component: inner dynein arm. NCBI's taxonomy places the organism in Eukaryota, Metazoa, Arthropoda, Insecta, Lepidoptera, Sphingidae. Gene Ontology annotation, biological process: cilium movement involved in cell motility; inner dynein arm assembly. Gene Ontology annotation, molecular function: dynein light chain binding; dynein heavy chain binding. The transcript has a single exon.